CCGCGGCAGCAGACGCUCCCAGUCUGCGACACAACAUGGCCGUGACGGUUCUCCUGCUCUCGGUGCUCACGCUGGUGACGCCAUCUAUAUCCCUCCCGUUGCCGCAAGACGUCAGCACCGCUGUGGACUCUGAUGUCGUGUUUAUCGUGCCUGGUUCGGAUGAGCCAGAGAAGCCUCCCGGGUACCAGUACCAGCAGCUGAACCCGGCAGACGGCAGCUACAAAUUCGCCUACGAGAACGAGGACGGGGGCUUCCGGGUGGAGCAGCGGCUGGGCAGCGGGCAGCUGAGGGGCAUCGCGGGCACCAGGGCCGCCGACGGCACCGUGGUCGACGGGUUCAGGUACAGCUAUGAGGGGUACGGGUACAAGCAGGAGCCGUACACCUCGGAGCAGGUACCGACAUUCCUGCGCAGCGCUGCUGGACCCGAGGGUCUGCCGCAGCUGGUGCGCAACCUGCAGCUCUUCCCCGAGUACUUCAGCUAGGGCGGAACAGGCGCAGCUGCUGAACCAGGCUGUCGCGUACAGCGCUGGACGGUCGUGGCUACUCGUGGAGGGUCCCCCGUAUCCGUGGAAAUGUCUUGCGCAUAGCUGGCGCGUGCACAGCUGACUAUAAUGCAUUCUAACUGCUGCAAAAAUAACCAAUGUGGUUGUGGGGUCUAUUUCGUACAUCCUUUUCUCAACAAGAACCUUUGCUGUUUUUUUCGAAUGCUGUAAGCUGAGCUGGGCACUUGCCUCAACGGCGGCGCGUCCAGUUUGGCUACGUGUUUCCGAUUACUGGCCGCGACCAUUGCAGCAUACUUUUUCAAAUGACAUACGUCAUAUGUCAAGGUACGCAAGGCUUUACACUGAUUCAGAUACUCCGGUAGGUAAAAGAAUGCGUCUUAUAACAGUAAAUAAAUUGCUGCAAAUCCA
Messenger RNA from Pollicipes pollicipes, 911 nucleotides. RefSeq lists its product as uncharacterized. The transcript has 4 exons. The record is from RefSeq and is a predicted model, not a curated record. NCBI's taxonomy places the organism in Eukaryota, Metazoa, Arthropoda, Thecostraca, Pollicipedomorpha, Pollicipedidae. Bases 36 to 482 code for a protein of 148 amino acids.